This is a messenger RNA of Salvelinus namaycush (lake trout), 454 nucleotides long. Its product is annotated as SH2 domain-containing protein 1A-like. The record is from RefSeq and is a predicted model, not a curated record. The transcript is spliced from 4 exons. The coding region runs from base 20 to 454 and encodes 144 amino acids. NCBI's taxonomy places the organism in Eukaryota, Metazoa, Chordata, Actinopteri, Salmoniformes, Salmonidae.
ACUCUCUCAUCAGGGCUCCAUGGCACGCAAGGGUGACAGUGGUGCUCAUCUCCAAAGUUUCACGCUCAUGGAGCCGGAGAGUGAGAGCGCGCUGGUCCGGUCUAUCUACUACGGUAAAAUCGGUAAGGGGAAAACGGAAAGGUUGCUGGAGAGGCAUGGUAGAGAGGGGAGCUUUCUCCUGCGGGACAGCGAGAGUCUGCAAGGAAUGUAUUGCCUCUGCGUGAGAAAGACACCGUACGUCCACACUUACAGAAUCCACCACUCCUCUGAAGGAUGGACACUUCAGUUAUCCCCUGGGCAGAUGCUGCAGUGUUUCGGGACUCUGGAGAAGCUGAUAGAGAGCUGCAGAGCGGGGGUUGGUGCUGACAGCAUACCUCCUCUCACACACCCCCUGGACAAAACACAGCUGAGAGACCAGAGGCUGCGGAGCGAGACGGCCUAUAUGGAAAUGUGA